AUGAUUGACUACAACCUUCUGCAGCAUCUAGGACCAACAUUUUCCACUUAUUAUUCGACUAAUGCCAACUCUACUCCAGAUAUAAUCUUAGCCAACAAACACACCUAUCACAAUGUUAUCAACUUAAUUCCCUUGUUUGAGGAGAUGCAGCCUCAGCUGGAGAGAAGGACAAGGUGUAGCCAGGCAUUACCAACUCACACCCAGGUUUUGCUGGCCCUGAGAUUGUUUGCCAGUGGUCCCUUACAAAAUGUCAUUGGAGAUACUGCAGGACCUACUCAAGCAAGUGUCAGUAGGGUCUUCGAGCAUGUGUGCACCAUGUUGAGUGAUAAGUUGGUGCAGGAAAUCAAGAUGCUUCCAACACACCUUGAUCAAAGGAGAACUGCACAGCAGUUCUUCAGAAUCAAAAAUUUUCCAAGGGUUAUUGGGACCAUUGAUGCCUCAAGUUUCUGUUAA
Scylla paramamosain (green mud crab) is the source of this 453-nucleotide messenger RNA. RefSeq lists its product as uncharacterized. NCBI's taxonomy places the organism in Eukaryota, Metazoa, Arthropoda, Malacostraca, Decapoda, Portunidae. The transcript is spliced from 4 exons. The record is from RefSeq and is a predicted model, not a curated record. Bases 1 to 453 code for a protein of 150 amino acids.